Molecule: messenger RNA, 978 nt
Organism: Micromonas commoda
Lineage: Eukaryota; Viridiplantae; Chlorophyta; Mamiellophyceae; Mamiellales; Mamiellaceae
Exons: 1
Coding region: 1-978 (325 amino acids)
Molecular function (GO): peptidyl-prolyl cis-trans isomerase activity
Source: RefSeq, a predicted model, not a curated record
AUGUCGUCGGCGGUCACCGCGGCUGCGACGAUCGCAUCGCGCGCCGGACGGCUGCGACGAUUGAGGUCGACCCACGCAUCCGCCUCAUCCUCCUCCGACGACGUUCGAGUCAGCCGGCGCGGGAUCGCGCUCGGGUGCCCACUCGCGGUCCUCGCGGGCGUCGGGACGAACGAGGCUCGCGCGGUGGACUACUUCACCACGCCGCCCAACACCCUCGAGUUCGAGAACGUCGCGUUUCCCAGGUACCCCGGCUUCGUCACCCUCCCCUCGGGGGUGCAGGUGAGGGACCUGUGCGUGGGGAGCGGCCCGGCGGCGGCGACGACCCGCUCGCUGGACGUCAUCGUGAAGAUGUGGACGGUGCACCAGGGCAGGUACGCGGGGGAAGCCCGCGUGGUGUUCGUCCCGGGAGACGAAACCGUGAUCCGCGGGUUGGAGCAGGCGGUGCUCGCGGGCGGGAACAUGCGCGUCGGGGGCACGAGGCGCGCGCUGAUACCCCCCAAGGCUUCGGUGUCGUGGCCUUACGUCCAGUCUGGUGAAACCGACGCGGACGAAGACGCGACCGGGGCGAGGACGAGAUUCGGCAUGGCGCCGGCGUACGACCCGGCGCUGGGGGUUCAAACGCCGCUGACGUCGGGGGUGGGACCGGUGCCGAAGCGGGAAGGAGGACCGCGCGCCGCGGACGGGGACGGGGAUGAAAAGUCGGCACCCGGGGACGGGGACGGGGACGGGGACGGCGCGUGGCUGGACUACGUGCUGCGACGCAACGCGUUCACGAUCAAACCCUCCGAUCGAAGCGUGCUGGUCGACGUCACCCUCGUCGCCGUCGGCGGCGAGUCGGGCGGGCGCGGCGUGGUGCCGAGGGUGCCGACGAGGGAGGACCGCGCGGCACUGGGCGAGGCGAACGAUCGGAGCGGGGACGGCGGCGCGUCGUGGUGGACCGCCGCGCUGCCGGGAGCGUCGGAGUACUGCCCGGGGUAG